Molecule: messenger RNA, 4760 nt
Organism: Condylostylus longicornis
Lineage: Eukaryota; Metazoa; Arthropoda; Insecta; Diptera; Dolichopodidae
Exons: 7
Coding region: 941-4429 (1162 amino acids)
Source: RefSeq, a predicted model, not a curated record
AUUUUGUAAAAAAAAAAAUCCUAAAACUGAAAAAUAUAAGAAAAGUUUUUCUUUCAAAUAUUGCAAAAUGAUGUGAGAUAGAAAGCUUUGCAAAGGAAUACUUGAAGUAAUUUUUAUGGCAACAUCAGUUGAUUAUAUGACAAAAACAAAAAAUAUAAUUUUGCAUAAAUAUAAAAAAUUUUUUAAUUUUGCAUUUUUAUCUACAAUAAAAAUUUUUUAAAAACUGCUGUAAUUAAAACAGGAAAAAAAAUAUACGGAGAUAGAAAGCAACCUGUACACAAAUAUUAAAGAGAAAUGUAAACAAAAGAACAAAAAAUAUUAGAGAUAAAAGUCAAAAACAAGUGACAGAAAAAAAUACAAACAGAAAGAGAGAGAGCAAGAGGGGUGAGCGAAGAAAAUAAAACAUGAGCAAAUGGAAAUUACCUCUUUAAAUUUCAUAUCAGUUCUACUUUAAUCUCCAAAAAAAAAAAGCAAACUUUAUAAAGUGAAAAAUAACAUAAUUAAUCAGAAUAAAAAAUAAACAAUAACAAAAAUACAGAGAAUGACAAAAAUAUUAAAGUUGGAAUAAAAGAGAAUGAGAUAGAAAAAGAUUAAUUUGUUACCACUAUUAUUUACAUUCUAUUUUUGUUUUAAAAUAAAACAAAAAUCUACUGUUACGAUAGUAAAAUUCUUACUAAAUCCCAUUAAAUGAGUUGAGCAUAUUAUAAAUACACGUGUAUUUUUGGUAUUUAUAUACAUACACCGCACACAAACAUCUAUGCAUAAUAACAAAUAAUAACAAGUUAUAUAAAAAAAUAUUUCUAUACCAUUAUGCGUAUAUAAGAGUAAAAGAGACAUAAUAUUUUCUAUAUCAUAAAUAUUAUAUUAUAUUAAUAUAAAAGGAAAAUUAAAGAAAAAAAAAAAGAAAAGAGAAGACGAAAUAUAUUUAUACACCGAGUAAAUGCCAGCACGAAAAUCAAAAAAAUGGCAAUCAAGAAGAAAACCAUCAUUAGGGCAAUUACGUCGAGCUCAUCCAGCAUCAGGUGCUACAUGGAAUGUACAAGUUGUACGUGGCAAAAUGACAUCAAAAUGUUUAUGGCAUGCUUGUCGUGCUCUAAUUUUAGGUAUACUAUUAUUGCUUAUGGGUGCCAGUAUGGCGACAAUUGGAUAUUAUGCAGAUCAUCUAUCAAUGGGACAUGAAAUACGUGGUAAUGCAACGGUUCGUGUUAAAAAUGAAUCAAGAGGUUUCCAUUUAAAUAAUUUAUCAUAUGUUGGUCCAAUUGUUAUGGGUUUUGGUGGUUUUAUUAUUGUUGCUGCAUGUGUUAUGACAUUUGAGGCACGUGAUUCAGCUGCAAAAGUAGUACCAGCACGUUUUAAAAUUUCAACAAGCAGUCGAUCAAAUAUACGUAGUAAUUCAAGUAGUGGUGCAUCAAAUCGACGUGCCAAUGGUAUUAUGCACCAAGCAACUAGAUGGGAUCAUCAUUUAGGUGUAUUUAGAACAUCACCAGCUGAACCACCAGCACCAGCACAACCAUUAGAUAGACAAGCUUUAACGGCUGCUUUAAUACAUUUUUCAAAAACACUAGGGAAUUCUCCCCGUCAAUCACCAAAAACACGACGUUUUUCACUUAGUGGUUCCGUGCCAAAUUUAUCCUCAGCAUUAACAAGUAAUCGAUCGAGUAUUAAUUCAGCUCAAUUAUCGCCAUUAUAUCGUAGACAAAUAAUAAAUAAUACAAAUUCGAAUAGUUUAACAACAAAACAAAUAUUAUAUCAGCAAUAUCAACAACAAUUAUUACAACAAUAUCAACAACAAUUACAAAACCAUCAACAUCAUCAUCAUCAUCAUAAAUCUAAACAUCAUAAUCAUCAUCAUAAACAACAACAUCAUUAUAAUGAUGAAAUCAUUAAUGAUGAUUAUGGUAAUAGGGAAGCUGGCAGGAUUGGUAAUGCUAUUGGUGAUAGCAAUAUUAUUUGUUCAGAUAUAAAUAAAACAAAUGAUAAUGAUAAAUCUUCAAAUAAAGUUGCUGGUAAUGGUAAUAGUUGUAGUAACAAUAAAAAAAAUCGAUCAAAUAGCUCUUUAGUAAAUAAUAGUGAACGCCCUUUUUCAAAAACACGUUCACAACGUACCAGUACAAGUUUAAUAAAUCGUUCAUCAAGAAAUACUGACUUUACUAGUGGUUCACUGUUACAUCCGGGGAAAUUACAUCAAAUGCAUCGUCAUGCAAUGUCAGUUGAUGAAUCUGGACCAUAUUGUAAUACAUCCGAUAUUGAUGAUUCAUCUUUAAUGUCAAUAAUAAUGUUAGAUAGUGGUCAUGAAAAACGUAUAAAAGAUCGUUAUCGUAGAUCGGAUACAUCAAAACGUCAUAUACUAUCAAGACAGAAACCAAUUGAAAAAGAAGAACAACAUCAGCAACAUUUACAACAGCAUAAUAUGAUAGUUGCAUCUAGAUAUGAAGAGAGACGACGAAGUUCUACAACAUCAGAUGCAUCGAAUGCAUCACGUUAUUAUCGUGCAUCAUCAGCAACCAGUCGUACAAAUAGUAUAGAUUCACGAAGUAUACAAGUUGAAUUACAUAGCCCAGAAAAACAUUAUCAACAACAACAAUAUUAUAAUCAAAAUAGUAGAGCAAGUCCACGUUCACCACGUCGACAAUCCUCUGGAUCAUCAAUAGAACGGGAAAUUAGAAGUCAAAUAUCAAUAUGCUCAGAACCAUCAAUUGCAAUGCGUCAACUAUCUGGUCAAUCAAGUUUGGAACCAUGUGUUUUAGAAGAAAGCCCUGAAUCAGAAGAUAGAGAUAAAAAUAAUAUAGAAAAUAAUGAUAAAAAUUUGAAUAAAUCAUCAAUAAAAAAUAGUAAAAAUAAUAAUAUUGAAUUAAAUUCAAUUGUAAAUACCAUAUCAGCAAAUAUACAAGAUGAAUUACAUACUCCAACACAUAAUAGAAGAACGACAAAUAAUCAUAAUAAUAACAAUAGUACCAGUAAUAGCCCCAUCUAUUGCAAUAUUAAAAAACAACGUCCACAAUCAUUAAAAAUUAAACCAAAUCAAGUUCCAAUUAUGAAAUUUAAUAGCAAUAAUAAAAAUUCUAUAAAAAAUAGUACAAAAACGACCACAACCACCAGAACAACAACAACAACCACAACAAUUGAUGAAAAACCAAUAAAAAAUUUAAAUCCAUUACAACGUAGUAAUUCAUCAAGGACAUUUCGUUCAAAACCAAAAUUGGGCAACGAAUACGAUACAAUUAAUCGUUCAGCUGAAGACAGUUCAUCAUUUUCUAGUUAUUUCAAUUAUUAUAAUAGCACAACCAAUAGAACAGGUACCGAUGAUGAUUUUUAUGAUUCAUUGCGUGUAAUUAGUGAAAGACGAAGUAAAAUUUUAAAGACUGAAAGUGAAUCGAAUUCACAAUAUAAAUCAAUUGAGAAUAAAGAAAUUAAGAAUAAUGAAAAUAAAAUGAACAUAGAAAAUAAUAAGAUCUUAAUUAAGAGUGAAGAAUUUAAUUUAGACAAAAAACCCAAUACCAUUAAUAAUUUAGUUAGUUCUAUAGAGAAAGAAAAUCUGAAUGCCAAAGAGACUGAUGAUGAAAAUUUAAAAGAAAAUUUUAUUUUAAAGACAAUAAAUUUUUCAAUAAAUCAGCCUCAAUCACAGGAAAUAACAACAGAUACAAUGGAUAAAGCAAUUAUAGAAAUAACAACAGCAACAACACAAAAAACAAUAACAUUAGAAACAGAAAAUUCACUUACACAACAAGAGCAAUCAUCAUCACAAUUAACAAGUGAUAAUUUAACAACAUGUGAUACAAAUACAAUUGAAUUGUCAUCAAAAAAUUCAAUUAAAUUAAAGGAUCAAAAUGAAUUUCAAAAAAUAAGUAAUAAUAAUAGAAAUUUAAAUAAUUGUAAAUGUAAUAGUAGUAAUAAAUGUAAUAAUGGCAAUAGUAAUAAUAAUUGUAAUUGUGAUACUAAUAAUUCAAAAGAUCCUUUUUUAAAUAAUAUAAAAAAUGCAUCUGAUAUUUCAAUAGAAAACGAAUCGAAAGUAGAAUCUAAAAAUGAUUUUUCAAAUAAAAUUAAAAUUGAAUGUAUGCCAUCAAUAAAUAUUGUAGUACCUUUGCAACACCAUAAAUUAAAAGAUGAUAAUGAUGAUGAUGGUAAUAAUGAUGGUAUAGUAAAUAAUAUUAAAAGUAUUAAAGUUAAUGAUAAUAAUUUUAUUAAAGAUGCUGAUGUUAAUAUUGAUGAUAAUGAAAAAUUAAAUAAAAUAUGUGUGAUACCAUUUGAUGAUAACGAAUGCAACAUAGAAAAUGAUGGGAACUUAUUAAAGAAUGGUAAUAAUAUUGAUGAUAAGGUUAUAUUACAUGACAUUAAACGUGAUGAUAAUGAUAAUAAUAGCGUUAGUAAAAUUCAAAAUGACAAAGACAGUAAAGACAGUAGAAUAACGAUUGAAGAAAAUGUUAAUUAAUAUAAGGAUGAAAAUGGAAAAUUUUUUAGAAAUGGAUAUGUGCUUAAAGCGCCAAUAUUUUAAUUUUCUUAAGGUUUAAUUCUCUCUAUGGUUUUAGAUUUCUUUUGAGUUAUUUUGCGUUCAUAGAUGUGCAAGAAUAAGAUAUUUCAUUCUUGAACAAAUUUUAAUAUGAAUUAUAAUCUUCCGAUUCAGGAAUAACUCUAUAUAAAAUAUUUUAAUUAAAAUAUUAUGUAUAUUUUGAAGUACAUUUGGAAUUUUGAGUUAACUAUAUAUUUGUAAUUGACACUAAACAUAUUAUCUACACAUAAGUUUGUUUUUAUAAUACACACAA